This is a messenger RNA of Salvelinus sp. IW2-2015, 3639 nucleotides long. RefSeq names its product protein zer-1 homolog. The record is from RefSeq and is a predicted model, not a curated record. Gene Ontology annotation, cellular component: Cul2-RING ubiquitin ligase complex. Lineage: Eukaryota; Metazoa; Chordata; Actinopteri; Salmoniformes; Salmonidae. Gene Ontology annotation, molecular function: protein binding.
GCAGGCUAGCUACAGUAACUACGUGCUAGCGUUAGCUUAGCUAGCUAGCAAUGGAUUUGAUGUAGCUACAGUAGUUAGUUAGCACAAUAACUAUUUGUCAUGAUUGCAGGUUACACUUUACAUGUAUGAUACAUACAGUUCCCCUCAGCUUCUUGUAUGCCUAAACCCUAAACUAGGGAGGUUUUGAGCACUCUGCCUCUUCUGUGACCACCUCGUGUAUCCCGAUGCCUACCCUUUGAGAGCUUCCCAGCACCCACUUCCUGAGGCCACCCGAUUUGCCCUGUUGUCAAACAGAGGGGAAGGGAGAAGCAGCAUCCGACAUGGCGGCCAAAGCAGGGGACAACCCCGACAGCCUCAUGGCGCUGUCCACGGCCUUUUGCCUGAGGAACCUGAGGAGGACCAUGUGCUACCUGGGAGACGGGAACAAGCUCUGCCUGCGCUCAGAUGUCUUCCUGCCCAGCGAGAUCUGUGACAAGCUGGUCAACACAUACAUGGAGCUGGUACAUUCGGACAGUAACUUUGAGCCGCAGGACGGCUUUUUCCAGCUGUUCUCGGACCCGCGCAGCACCAGGCUCACCAGGGUGCAGCUGAGGGAGGACCUUGUGCGGGACAGGGACCUGGAGGCCAUUGGGAAACAGGACUUGAUAGAGCUUCACCUCACCUACUGCAACAGCCUAUCAGCACGCAGCCUAAAGACUCUGGCUAGCUUCCGCCAGACCCUAGUCUCCCUCAGCCUGUUCGGCUGCAGCCACAUCUUCUACCGCAAGGGUGGCGCCCCGCUGGCGUGCAACGAGGAUGACGAGGAAGAGGAGGAGCAGCAGCGGCCUGCCUCCAGACAGGCGCUGGACACAGACUUCAGCUUCCAGGGCUUCAACCGGCUGCGGCUGCUCAAUCUGGGGGGUCUGCCUGAGGAGGUGGACCCCGAGGCCCUGCUCAAGCCCCUGCCGGCCCUCACCUCUCUGGACCUGUCCGGGGUGCAGCUGCCCAGGGCUGCCUUCCUGACCCAGUGGAAGGAGAGGCUGGCCUCGCUGGUGCUCUACAAUGUGGACCUGUCAGAGGAGCUGGUCAACACAGUGGUGGAGCUGGGACACCUCAGGCACCUGGAUAUCUCCCGAGAGCGCACCUCCAAGUUCAAAAUGACCCGUAAGAUCCUGACGGCCAUUGUGCAGGGCCUGGUCAACCUGGUGUCGUUGGACAUCUCAGGCCACAUCAUGCUGGACAACUGCACAGUCCCACACCUCGAGGAGGCCAUGGGACGUCCAAGCAUUGAGCCCUGCAAGAGCAGCAUCUACCCUUUCCAGGAGCUGAAGAGACCUCUGCAGUUUCUGGGGCUCUAUAACACCACUCUUUGUAAUGUGACGCACAUCCCUGCGUACAAGGUCACAGGCUCCAAGAAUGAAGACCAGGUCCUGAAUGCCAUCGAGGCCUACACAGAGUUCCGCCCGGAGUUGGCCCACCGUGCAAUCAACCAGCUGUUUGACAUCGCCAGGAUACAGCACUGCAGCCAGCUACUGCGGGCACUGCAGCUGGUGAUUGCUGCACUGAAGUGUCAUAAGUACGAGAAGAGCGUCCAGGUGACGGGCAGCGCGGCCCUCUUCUACCUGACCAACACUGAGUACCGCAGCGACCAGAGCAUGAGGCUACGCCGGCAGGUCAUCCAGGUGGUGCUCAACGGCAUGGAGCAGUACCAGGAGGUCACGGUUCAGAGGAACUGCUGCCUGACACUGUGUAACUUCAGCAUCCCCGAGGAGCUGGAGUUCCAGUACGGCCGGGUCAACCUGCUGCUGCUGAAGAUCCUGGAGCCGGCCCGGCAGGACGAGUCCAUCCAGCGCAUCGCCGUGCACCUCUGCAAUGCCCUGGUCUGCCAAGUGGACAACCAUCACAAGGAAGCUGUGGGCAAGAUGGGCUUCGUCAAGACAAUGUUGAAUCUAAUACAGAAAAAGCUACAGGACAGGAUGUGUGACCAGGUUAUGGAGUUCUCCUGGAGCGCACUGUGGAACAUCACUGACGAGACUCCAGACAACUGUCAGAUGUUCCUCAACUGUAGGGGCAUGAGCCUCUUCCUGGACUGCCUGAAGGAGUUUCCAGACAAGCAGGAGCUCCACCGUAACAUGCUGGGGCUGCUGGGUAAUGUGGCAGAAGUGAGGGCUCUGCGGCCACAACUCCUCACCCCACAGUUCAUCUCUGUCUUCAGUGACCUGCUGGACAGCAAGGCGGAUGGGAUCGAGGUGUCCUAUAACGCGUGUGGGGUGCUGUCCCACAUCGUGUUUGAUGGGCCAGAGGCAUGGGGAAUGGAGGAGCCGCUGAGGGACACGGUCAUGGACAAGAUGAUGGCUGCUAUCCAGAGCUGGGAUGUCACCUCCCGCCGGAAUAUCAACUACAGAUCCUUUGAGCCUAUCCUGCGCCUGCUGCCCCAGAGCAUCGCCCCAGUCAGUCAGCAUUGGGCCACGUGGGCACUCUUCAACCUGGUGUCAGUCUACCCGAGUAAGUACUGCCCUCUGCUGGUCAAGGAAGGAGGGAUCGUGCUCUUGGAGAAGGUGCUGGAGCUCCAGACAUCACACGAAGAGACCAAGGACAUGGCGCGGAAAGUGAUGGAGCAGUGUGAGAAUUUCAAAGAAGACCCAAUGGAAACGGCGAGGUAGACAACGAUCAGCCGAGGUCGACGUCAGGGGAGCAACACCGCUAUACAAACAAAAAGGCAACUUCAUAGGAACCAUUGUUUACUAUCUUCUCACCACAAGGGUCAAUUGUGUGCAUCGAUUUACUGUAGAGCAGAGCAACAAUUUUUUGCCUCUCGGCCAGCCUUUCUGGACAGAACCUUGUUAUGCGACACUAUUAGGAAGUUGAGAUAUGGUGCACGGAGUUGGUGUGUGUUUUAUUUGUGUUGCACAUGAUAAGCAUCAUUUGUAUAAUGGAUGUGUGUUCUCUUAUUGGUUUGUUUUGCUUUUUGGUGUGCGUGCUUGUCCUUGUCUGAGUGUGAGCAUGCUAGAGUGCGUGAGUGUAUAUGAAAGGACGUUUGUGCGUGAAUGUGUUUAUAAUAAGGUUCAAAACACUGGGGAGAUGUUUGCCUCUUUGUAAACAAAACCUAGGUUAUUAUUGUCUUUCUCUCCCCUUAGUCUGUUCUAUUGGGUCUAGUGAGAGGCCUUCCAUUAUAUAAGCUGAGUUUCUAACACAGCGUCAUCAGAGAACUCCAUUAUGCCCAUCAUGAUCCUUCUCAGAUUCCUUGGUCCUCUCAGCGAUUUCUGACACAGAAAUUCAAAAUGGAUGAUGCCAUGAGAUGUGGAAGGUGGUUAGUUUUAUCCCAUGCAGCACUGAUCUGUGGACAGUUGUUAUUGCGCAGUGAAGUUGCUAUGUCUGUGGAGGCCUCUACAUCUCAUACUGAUUGAGAGCGUAACCGUGGACUGUAACCAUGACGAUGACCCCGGCAGAAGUCUUCCUAGAUCCUGUGGCAUGGUGAAGGACUUUAUUUAGUUUUUCGUUGUAGAUAUUUGGAGUUGUCUGUCCCAUCUUUGUUUCGGUCUGUCUGUUUUUAUGCUAUAUGAUUAUAAACACUCCUAUGAUUUAAUCUGUACAUCUAGGCUUGGUUCCCAAUUCUUUACAUACAGGUAACUGCCAAAAUAAAGAAAGCACUUGAGUAAA